Molecule: messenger RNA, 474 nt
Organism: Bipolaris zeicola 26-R-13
Lineage: Eukaryota; Fungi; Ascomycota; Dothideomycetes; Pleosporales; Pleosporaceae
Exons: 1
Coding region: 1-474 (157 amino acids)
Source: RefSeq, a predicted model, not a curated record
AUGUCUGGAAAACUCAACCAGGAGGAAUAUGACGUGCUUCACCAGCACAAACUCGUGGAACGAAUCGGCCCCUUCGAGCGCAAGAUAAGCUCGAGCUAUCUCUCACCAUCCCUGGUUGCUUUGCCUAACCUGGUGUACCCCGCUUCCCCAGUAAGCGUCGAAGCACUCGAGUUCAUUGGGCUGAACAGAUAUGCAGCACAACGUAUCUUCGACAAUCUCAAGUCGGCUCAGAUUGAUGAUCAAGAGGAUGAGGAAGCUGAACUGCUUUCUAUCAUUCGAGGGCAUCUCACGCAACUAAAUACCAAGUUUGAAAACCUGCCAACUGCGGAUGCGUUCACCAAUGUCGGACUUACAGAAGAUACCAUCGCCGCCAUUCUCAAUCCUGAAUUUCGAGGCGUUUUUGAGACGGAAACUCCUUUUUAUUGGGCUUUCGAUAUGCUGCGAAUGAGGUUCAAUCAUGUUCCACUUGUCUAA